This is a messenger RNA of Melanotaenia boesemani (Boeseman's rainbowfish), 1578 nucleotides long. RefSeq names its product SPG21 abhydrolase domain containing, maspardin (gene spg21). The record is from RefSeq and is a predicted model, not a curated record. Bases 275 to 1210 code for a protein of 311 amino acids. Gene Ontology annotation, cellular component: trans-Golgi network transport vesicle; cytosol. Gene Ontology annotation, molecular function: CD4 receptor binding. NCBI's taxonomy places the organism in Eukaryota, Metazoa, Chordata, Actinopteri, Atheriniformes, Melanotaeniidae. The transcript is spliced from 8 exons.
GCGGCAGAAGCUUUGCGGAAGUGAAUAAAACCGGAGUCAUAUGACCGAUUAGCGGCUGGAGAACAUGUUAGCCCGACAUGGGUAAACAUACCGGACACGGUGACUCAUCAGCCCCCAGCACCGCGACAAUAACCGCCUGAGCUCGUGCUCCGACACGGUGAAUAUCUGUGGUGACUUGAGCACGCGCUGAGCUCACGGCUGUGUGGUUCGUCGCUGCUGUUAGCAGUUAGCAGCUGAGCUGGAGCCGCGACCGUUUGUCUACGACGGUCCGCCGAUGGAGGAGAUAAAGGUGUCUCCUGAUUACAACUGGUUCAGAAGCACAGUCCCCCUGAAGAGAAUCAUCGUUGACGAUGACGACAGUAAGGUGUGGUCCCUGUACGAUGCCGGUCCAAAGAACAUCAGGUGUCCCAUCAUCUUCCUCCCUCCGGUCAGCGGGACAGCGGAGGUGUUCUUCCAGCAGGUCCUGGCUCUGACCGGCUGGGGCUACCGGGUCAUCUCGCUGCAGUAUCCGGUCUACUGGGAUCUUAUGGAGUUCUGUGAUGGCUUCAGGAAGCUUCUGGACCACCUGCAGCUGGACAAGGUUCAUCUGUUUGGAGCGUCUCUGGGUGGAUUCCUGGCCCAGAAGUUUGCAGAGUGCACACACAAGUCUCCCAGAGUGCACUCGUUGAUCCUCUGUAACUCCUUCAGCGACACCUCCAUCUUUAACCAGACGUGGACAGCUAACAGUUUCUGGCUGAUGCCAGCCUUCCUACUGAAGAAGAUAGUCCUGGGGAACUUUGCUAAAGGACCUGUGGACCCUAAAAUGGCAGAUGCAAUUGACUUCAUGGUAGACAGGCUGGAAAGUCUGAACCAAAGUGAGUUAGCUUCACGGCUAACACUCAACUGCCAGAACUCGUACGUGGAGCCACACAAGAUCAAAGAUGUGGCUGUGACCAUCAUCGAUGUGUUCGAUCAGAGCGCUCUCUCGCUGGAGGCCAAGGAGGAGAUGUACAAGCUGUAUCCCAACGCCAGGAGGGCCCACCUGAAAACGGGAGGGAACUUCCCGUACUUGUGCAGGAGCGCUGAGGUCAACCUCUACAUACAGAUCCACCUGCGUCAGUUCCACGGGACCAGAUAUGCUGCCAUAAGUCCUGCCAUGGUGAGUGCUGAGGAGCUGGAGGUCCAGGAGAGUCACCUGAACAGCAACCAGGACCCGGAGGACGGCCAGUGAAAACACGUCUACCUGUGCCCCUUCUUUUCCAAUUCUCCUGAACUCAUUUCAAAAGGAGCCCAAUCAGCAGCUGAGAAUCUUUCUACCUGACGAUGAAGCAAUACUUUGAUAAAGAUGUGGAUGUGUACAAUGCUCUGCUUUAAUAACACACACUUUGCCUUAUGUUGGAUGAAUACUGCCUGAGUUGAGGAUUAAAUCAUGUUUAUGGAGUCACUAUGAAGACGUUACAGAGACCAGCUGUAAUUUACUGAGAUUGAAUUUCAUUUUGGAAUAUAGUACUUUUUCUCAGAAUUUUACAUCGUGUUUUCUUUCCAAGCAAAUUCAUCCUGUUGGACUGUAAAUAAAACCAGAAAGCAACGACCCAUAAA